CAUCUCCCCGCCCAUUCCCCCUCCCUCGGCCCCGGCCAGGGCCCCGCCCCUUCGGGUCACGUGACUGCGGGGCGUGCUGGGUAAAGUGCAUUCUGCUAGCUCCGGCAAUGGCAGGCUUGGUGGAUUUCCAAGACGAGGAGCAGGUCAAGUCCUUUCUGGAGAAUUUGGAAGUGGAGUGCAACUACCAGUGCUAUCGCGAGAAGGACCCGGAUGGUUGCUAUCGGCUGGUGGACUAUCUGGAAGGAAUCCAGAAGAAUUUUGAUGAAGCUGCGAAAGUGCUGAAGUUCAACUGCGAAGACAACCAGCACAGUGACAGCUGCUACAAACUGGGGGCCUAUCAUGUAACUGGAAAAGGUGGACUGACUCAAGACCUGAAAGCUGCUUUCCGCUGCUUCCUGAUGGCCUGUGAGAAGCCUGGCAAGAAGUCUGCAGAAGCCUGUCACAAUGUCGGUCUCCUGGCUCAGGAUGGACAGGUCAAUGAGGAUGACCAGCCCGACCUGGGGAAGGCCCGGGACUACUACACAAGGGCGUGUGAUGGUGGCUAUGCUCCCAGCUGCUUUAACCUCAGUGCCAUGUUCCUGCAGGGUGCUCCUGGCUUCCCAAAGGACAUGGCCCUGGCUUGUCAGUACUCGAUGAAAGCUUGUGACCUGGGCCAUGUCUGGGCUUGUGCCAAUGCCAGCCGCAUGUACAAGCUGGGGGAUGGUGUUGAUAAGGAUGAGGUGAAGGCUGAGGUGCUAAAAAAUCGGGCCCGGCAGCUGCACAAAGAACAGCAGAAAAGUGUGCAGCCCUUAACAUUUGGGUAAUGCAACCCACCUCCCUCUGAGGCAGCAAACAGUUUAAGGCUGGCAACUCCUGUUUCUGAGGCCUAACACAGUCCUUGAUCAUUAAUCUGCUGGAGUGGGAGAACUUGGGACUUGAUUUCAGCAGCUCUCGUUAUGUGGAUCCAUUUAUCUGAGUGUCACUACUGAGGUGUGGCCUACAGUGUGUAUUUCAGUUAUCUAAUUGAAAUCCCUUAUCUGAUUGAAAUCUGUGAAGGAAACCACAUUUGUGGGCCUUAAUGUUCAAACUCUCGCAGUUCUGUCAAAAGUAGCAGCCAAAAAAACCAAACCAAAACAAAACAAAACAAAAAAAAAUGCAAAGUAGAAAACCAUAGACAUUUGGGUAGGAUGGAAACAAAUAGUUGGAAGUUGGAAAGAUUAGCAGCCAUGGGCCCUGAAGGAAUCAGACAUCAUAUUUAUUAUUGACAGUGUUUUAGCUUGGAAAAGCUUGAAAAUCAGAAAGUAUCUUGAUUUACAAAAUAGAGGCUUUAAGAAGCUCAGAUCAGUUGAAAAGUCACAACUGCCACCCUCGGAUUUACAUAAUCAUUGGUGUGGGCUUUCUUUUUUCAAUUUUCUUGUAAAUUCCUGGAGAUUGGGAGGGAUGUGUAACAUGAAGGUUAAAGGUUGUUAUACAUGAGGAUUGCUGAAGAAGCUUCUAGAAGUUAAAAAUUAACAUCUCAGCCAGGUAUAAUGGCACACACCUGUAACCCUAGCACUUAGAGGCUGAGGCAGGAGGACUUCUGCAAGUCCGGGGCCAGCCUGAACUGUACAGUGAUGCUUCAUCUCAAUGAAUGAAUGCAAAAAACAAUUAUCUCCAGGGCAUUCACCUGGCCCAGCUGUCAGGCAGAAGAAACAGAUUAUUCCUAAACAACUCCAGCUAGAAAUUUGUAAGCAGAUUUUGUGACAUUUUGUCCGUUGGAACUGAACCGGUUUUUUAAGCUGUUUCUAUGAAUAAACCAUUUUUGAUGGUUUAUAAUUUGUUUUAUUAGUGUUGUCAAGAGUCUAGGUAGGGUAGAGUGCUCUUCACAAUGGUUGUGUCUUUUUUUUUUUUUUUUUUUUUUUGGUACUGGGGAUCAAACUCAUGACCUCUCACUUGCCAGGCGUUAUGCCUGCUGAGCUAAAUCCCAGCCCAGAAGUGUCUUUUUUUUUUUUAAGGAAUGUUUGCUUUUUCUGUUAUCUCCCUAAGUUGUCACCAGAGGGCGAACUUGUCAUUUUCCUGCUGAUAACAGGACCAUUAAAUCUGUCACUACCUAGUUUUCAGAUUUCAGUUUUGCAGUUGUCCUAGAAGGAAGUCCUGCCUUAAGGCUUGCAAGCUUAGCCAUCCCCUUCUCAAGUUGGCAGAGAAGGAGUUUCCCAAGUAGGUGUCACUGGCUGGAUUUCUAAACUUUCCAAAUAUACGACCCCGCUACAGCAGGCUCCCUAUUCGCAGAAAAAGACUUUUCAGUAUAUGACAGAGACAUGAGAGAAAGUGUUACAGAGUAAAAAGCAUAAAGCAGCCUUUAUUGAAUAGGUUGCCAAAGGAACUCCCAGUUUAGGAUUUUUAUAUUUGGGAGAAAAAAAGACUCCAUUGCUAAAAUUAUCAGUAUAAACAGGGCAAAAACAUUCUUCAGUGGGGCAUGAAUAUCUUAUUCCUGGGCAAGAAAAUCCCAGCAACCCAAUGAGGCCUUUGUUUUGUUGAGCCCCGAAGCUGCUGUGGCCUCAGUUAUCGGUGGUUAUCAGCAUGACCUUCACUGAAUCCUUGUGACUCUUUGACUUGUCCUUUUCCUGGCUGCCUGUAACCGCCUUUGCCAGGACUCUGCUUGCUUAGCACAUCCACAGGCCUGAAUGUUUAGAUUUCUGUUGGGAACCUCUUUUGAGGUUGGGAAAUGCUAUCCCAACCUUAGAAAAGAGAACCACAGCCCAGCUACACCUGUGGAGGUCGGAGGUCUUGCAGCUUAUUAUCCUACACCAGUUCUCCUAGCUGUCUGUGUGUUAGGACCUGCGCCUGCACCUUACUCUUAAUUGGUGACCUCAGGUGACUUCAGCAGUGUGCUGGAAGUUGCGGUUUUCUUACAAAGUACAAUUGUUAUAAAAUUUCCUUGUCUCCUUUCUCUCUCAUGUCUUCUAUCUUACCUGAUAGUGAGGGUUUUAAGAGGUACCAACCUCAUUCGUAAAAUGUAAACUAGACUUUUGUUGCUUUAAACUCUAGGCCAGAAGGUGGUAUCUGCAGCUAUUUUGAAGAUGACAAAGGCGUUGUGAGAACUAGCGUUGAUUUCAAAAGAUAUUCUGGUUUAUUUUUAUUAACUUUAUUAUUUUAUUUUUCUCUUUAAAAUAAAAAUUUAAAAUAAAAUGAACUAUGGGCCAAAAAAGGUAUGAAACAGUGCUUCCAUUUACAAAUCAUGUGGGGAUGUAAGUCAACCACAGCGAACUCUUGAAGCUUAACCAUCAGAGAACAGCCUGACUUACAACUGGGCCAAAGACCUUAGUAGAUACCUUACCGGAGAAGAUAUGCAAGUCGUAGAGCACUUGUCUAGCACGUAGCAGGCCUAGAAUUCCCCCAGGAUUGUACAAAAAGAUAGAGGUGAGAAGCAUAUGAAAAGACACCGGAUAAAGCAUGCCAUCAAGGAAAUGGAAAUUAAAACAAAAUCGAGACUACUAAACAUUUCCUAGAACUGUCAAAAUCCAGAACCCUGAACAACAUCAAAUGCAGCCAUCCUGUGGAGCAACAAGAGCUCUCUAUUGCCAGUGGAAAUGCAAGAUGGUGCUGCCCCUGUGGAAGAAGGCAAUUUAGUGUAGUUCUCAGAACUAAGCGGACUGUUAACAGCAUGUUCCAGCUGUCUCCUGGGAGUUUACCCAAAGGAAUGCAAAAUGUCACACACAAACUAGACCAUGAAUAUUUAUAGCGGUUUUAGAAUUGGCAAAACUUGGAAGCAACCAGGAUGUCCUUGAGUAGAUUAAAAGAUAAACUGGUACAUGCACACAAUAAACUCUUCAGCACUAAAGUGAAUUAUCUAUGAAAAGUCAAGAAUGUUAACAAGCGAAGUAAGCCAGUCUGCAAAGGUGCCAUUCUACAGGAAUCCGACUGUGGGACACUGGUAUCUAUUCCUGAAAAGCAAAACUGGAGACAAAACUCCAGGGGUAGAGACCUGAGCACUUGCGUAGUAUUCGUGAGUCCUAGUUUGAUUCCCAGCGCCAUAAAGGAGAAAGCACAGACACGGGUUAGGUGGGAGGAAAGGGUGACAAUUCAGGGCACAGUUUUUAGGGUGAAGCUGCUCUCUGUAGUACUGUAAUGGUGGGCAUGUGUCAUACGUUUGUGCAAACCUCUAAAAUACGUAACACCAAGAAGGAGCCCUGAUGUUCACUGACUCGGUGGGAAGGGUGUGUCAGUAAAGUUCACCAGUUUUAACAAAUGUAUUGAUGAGGCCAUUCUCAUGGCGGGCAGGGUUCCAUAUAUGGGAAAUUUGCCUUCUGGUCAACUUAGUUGUGAACCUAAAACUGCUCUUAAAAAGUACAAUAAAUCACUUUUUAAAAUUUCCAA
This is a messenger RNA of Cavia porcellus (domestic guinea pig), 4335 nucleotides long. Its product is annotated as cytochrome c oxidase assembly factor 7. NCBI's taxonomy places the organism in Eukaryota, Metazoa, Chordata, Mammalia, Rodentia, Caviidae. The record is from RefSeq and is a predicted model, not a curated record. Gene Ontology annotation, cellular component: mitochondrial intermembrane space. The transcript has 3 exons. The coding region runs from base 108 to 803 and encodes 231 amino acids. Gene Ontology annotation, molecular function: protein binding.